GACGGGGCCACCCCACAACUCCCGUUGACAAAUCUGCCGCUUUCCAUCACCCCGCCCCAUUCUCCUGCUUUCCAUCACCCCGCCCCAUUCUCCCGCUUUCCAUCACCCCGCCCCAUUCUCCUGCUUUCCAUCACCCCGCCCCAUUCUCCCGCUUUCCAUCACCCCGCCCCAUUCUCCCGCUUUCCAUCACCCCGCCCCAUUCUCCCGCUUUCCAUCACCCCGCCCCAUUCUCCCGCUUUCCAUCACCUCGUCCCAUUCUCCCUCUUUUCAUCACCCCGCCCCAUUCUCCCUCUUUCCAUCACCCCGCCCCAUUCUCCCGCUUUCCAUCACCCCGGCCCAUUCUCCCUAUUUCCAUCACCCCGCCCCAUUCUCCCACUUUCCAUCACCCCGCCCCAUUCUCCCGCUUUCCAUCACCCCGCCCCAUUGUCCCGCUUUCCAUCACCCCGCCCCAUUCUCCCUCUUUCCAUCACCCCGCCCCAUUCUCCCUCUUUCCAUCACCCCGCCCCAUUCUCCCUCUUUCCAUCAUCCCGCCCCAUUCUCCCUAUUUCCAUCAUCCCGCCCCAUUCUCCCGCUUUCCAUCACCCCGCCCCAUUCUCCAGCUCUCCAUCACCCCGCCCCAUUCUCCCGCUUUCCAUCACCCCGCCCCAUUCUCCCGCUUUCCAUCACCCCGCCCCAUUCUCCCGCUUUCCAUCACCCCGCCCCAUUCUCCCUCUUUUCAUCAUCCCGCCCCAUUCUCCCUCUUUCCAUCACCCCGCCCCAUUCUCCCUCUUUCCAUCACCCCGCCCCAUUCUCCCGCUUUCCAUCACCCCGGCCCAUUCUCCCUAUUUCCAUCACCCCGCCCCAUUCUCCCUAUUUCCAUCACCCCGCCCCAUUCUCCCGCUUUCCAUCACCCCGCCCCAUUCUCCCGCUUUCCAUCACCCCGCCCCAUUGUCCCGCUUUCCAUCACGCCGCCCCAUUCUCCCUCUUUCCAUCACCCCGCCCCAUUCUCCCUCUUUCCAUCACCCCGCCCCAUUCUCCCUCUUUCCAUCACCCCGCCCCAUUCUUCCUAUUUCCAUCACCCUGCCCCAUUCUUCCGCUUUCCAUCACCCCGCCCCAUUCUCCAGCUCUCCAUCACCCCGCCCCAUUCUCCCGCUUUCCAUCACCCCGCCCCAUUCUCCCGCUUUCCAUCACCCCGCCCCAUUCUCCCGCUUUCGAUCACCCCGCCCCAUUCUUCCGCUUUCCAUCACCCCGCCCCAUUCUCCAGCUUUCCAACACCCCGCCCCAUUCUCCAGCUUUCCAUCACCCCGCCCCAUUCUCCCGAUUUCCAUCACCCCGCCCCAUUCUCCCUCUUUCCAUCACCCCGCCCCAUUCUCCCUCUUUCCAUCACCCCGCCCCAUUCUCCCUCUUUCCAUCACCCCACCCCAUUCUCCCGCUUUCCAUCACCCCGCCCCAUUCUCCCUCUUUCCAUCACCUCGCCCCAUUCUCUCUCUUUCCAUCACCCCGCCCCAUUCUCCCUCUUUCCAUCACCCCGCCCCAUUCUCCCUCUUUCCAUCACCUCGCCCCAUUCUUCCGCUUUCCAUCACCCCGCCCCAUUCUUCCGCUUUCCAUCACCCCGCCCCAUUCUCCCGCUUUCCAUCACCCCGCCCCAUUCUCCCGCUUUCCAUCACCCCGCCCCAUUCUCCCGCUUUCCAUCACCCCGCCCCAUUCUCCCGCUUUCCAUCACCCCGCCCCAUUCUCCCGCUUUCCAUCACCCCGCCCCAUUCUCCAGCUUUCCAUCACCCCGCCCCAUUCUCCCGCUUUCCAUCACCCUGCCCCAUUCUCCCUCUUUUCAUCAUCCCGCCCCAUUCUCCCUCUUUCCAUCACCCCGCCCCAUUCUCCCUCUUUCCAUCACCCCACCCCAUUCUCCCUAUUUCCAUCACCCCGCCCCAUUCUCCCGCUUUCCAUCACCCCGCCCCAUUCUCCCUCUUUCCAUCACCCCGCCCCAUUCUCUCUCUUUCCAUCACCCCGCCCCAUUCUCCCUCUUUCCAUCACCCCGCCCCAUUCUUCCGCUUUCCAUCACCCCGCCCCAUUCUCCCUAUUUCCAUCACCCCGCCCCAUUCUUCCGCUUUCCAUCACCCCGCCCCAUUCUCCAGCAUUCCAUCACCCCGCCCCAUUCUCCCGCUUUCCAUCACCCCGCCCCAUUCUCCCGCUUUCCAUCACCCCGCCCCAUUCUCCCGCUUUCCAUCACCCCGCCCCAUUCUCCCGCUUUCCAUCACCCCGCCCCAUUCUUCCGCUUUCCAUCACCCCGCCCCAUUAACCCUCUUUCCAUCACCCCGCCCCAUUCUCCCUCUUUCCAUCACCGUGCCCCAUUCUUCUGCUUUUCAUCACCCCGCCCCAUUUUCCCUCUUUCCAUCACCCCGCCCCAUUCUUCCGCUUUUCAUCACCCCGCCCCAUUCUCCUUCUUUCCAUCACCCCGCCCCAUUCUCCCUCUUUCCAUCAGCCCGCCCCAUUCUCCCGCUUUCCACCACCCUGCCCCAUUCUCCCGCUUUCCAUCACCCUGCCCCAUUCUCCCGCUUUCCAUCACCCCGCCCCAUUCUCCCGCUUUCCAUCACCCCGCCAUAUUCUUCCUCUUUCCAUCACCCCGCCCCGUUCUCCCGCUUUCCAUCACGCCGCCCCAUUCUCAUGCUUUCCAUCACCCCGCCCCAUUCUCCCGCUUUCCAUCACCCCGCCCCAUUCUCCCGCUUUGCAUCACCCUGCCCCAUUCUCCCUCUUUCCAUCACCCUGCCCCAUUCUCCCUCUUUCCAUCACCCCACCCUAUUCUCCCUCUUUCCAUCACCCCGCCCCACUCUCCCGCUUUCCAUCACCCCGCCCCAUUCUCCCGCUUUCCAUCACCCCACCCCAUUCUCCCGCUUUCCAUCACCCCGCCCUAUUCUCCCGCUUUCCACCACCCUGCCCCAUUCUCCCGCUUUCCAUCACCCUGCCCCAUUCUCCCGCUUUCCAUCACCCCGCUCCAUUCUCCCGCUUUCCAUCACCCCGCCCCAUUCUCCCGCUUUCUAUCACCCCGCCCCAUUCUCAAGCUUUCCAUCACCCCGCCCCAUUCUCCUGCUUUCCAUCACCCCGCCCCAUUCUCCCGCUUUCCAUCACCUCGCCCCAUUAUCCCGCUUUUCAUCACCCCGCCCCAUUCUCCCGCUUUCCAUCACCCCGGCCCAUUCUCCCGUUUUCCAUCACCCCGCCCCAUUCUCCUGCUUUCCAUCACCCCGCCCUAUUCUCCCGCUUUCCAUCACCCCGCCCCAUUCUUCCGCUUUCCAUCACCCCGUCCCAUUCUCCCUCUAUUCAUCACCUCGCCCCAUUCUCCCUCUUUCCACCACCCCGCCCCAUUCUCCCGCUUUCCAUCACCCCAGCCCAUUCUCCCUAUUUCCAUCACGACGCUCCAUUCUCCCACUUUCCAUCACCCCGCCCCAUUCUCCCGCUUUCCGUCACCUCGCCCCAUUCUCCCGCUUUCCAUCACCCCGCCCCAUUCUCCCUCUUUCCAUCACCCCGCCCCAGUCUCCCUCUUUCCAUCACCCCGCCCCAUUCUCCCUAUUUCCAUCACCCUGCCCCAUGCUCCCUCUAUCCAUCACCCCGCCCCAUCCUCCCUAUUUCCAUCACCCCGCCCUAUUCUUCCUCUUUCCAUCACCCCGCCCCAUUCUCCAGCUUACCAUCACCCCGCCCCAUUCUCCCGCUUUCCAUCACCCCGCCCCAUUCUCCAGCUUUCCAUCACCCCGCCCCAUUCUCCCGCUUUCCACCAACCCGCCCAAUUCUCCCGCUUUCCAUCACCCCGCCCCAUUCUCCCGCUUUCCAUCAACCCGCCCAAUUCUCCCGCUUUCCAUCACCCCGCCCCAUUCUCCCGCUUUCCAUCACCCCGCCCCAUUCUCCCGCGUUCCAUCACCCCGCCCCAUUCUCCCGCUUUCCAUCACCCCGCCCCAUUCUCCCGCUUUCCAUCACCCCGCCCUAUUCUCCCGCUUUCCACCACCCUGCCCCAUUCUCCCGCUUUCCAUCACCCGGCCCCAUUCUCCCGCUUUCCAUCACCCCGCUCCAUUCUCCCGCUUUCCAUCACUCCGCCCCAUUCUCCCGCUUUCUAUCACCCCGCCCCAUUCUCAAGCUUUCCAUCACCCCGCCCCAUUCUCCUGCUUUCCAUCACCCCGCCCCAUUCUCCCGCUUUCCAUCACCUCGCCCCAUUAUCCCGCUUUUCAUCACCCCGCCCCAUUCUCCCGCUUUCCAUCACCCCGGCCCAUUCUCCCGUUUUCCAUCACCCCGCCCCAUUCUCCUGCUUUCCAUCACCCCGCCCUAUUCUCCCGCUUUCCAUCACCCCGCCCCAUUCUCCCGCUUUCCAUCACCCCGUCCCAUUCUCCCUCUAUUCAUCACCCCGCCCCAUUCUCCCUCUUUCCACCACCCCGCCCCAUUCUCCCGCUUUCCAUCACCCCGGCCCAUUCUCCCUAUUUCCAUCACGACGCUCCAUUCUCCCACUUUCCAUCACCCCGCCCCAUUCUCCCGCUUUCCGUCACCCCGCCCCAUUCUCCCGCUUUCCAUCAACCCGCCCAAUUCUCCCUCUUUCCAUCACCCCUCCCCAUUUUCCCGCUUUCCAUCACCCCGCCGCAUUCUCCCGCUUUCCAUCACUCCGCCCCAUUCUCCCGCUUUCCAUCACCCCGCCCCAUUCUUCCGCUUUCCAUCACCUCGCCCCAUUCUUCCGCUUUCCAUCACCCCGCCCCAUUCAACCCGCCCCAUUCUCCCUCUUUCCAUCAACCCGCCCCAUUCUCCCGCUUUUCUUCACCCCGCCCCAUCCUCCCUCUUUCCAUCACCCCACCCCAUUCUUCCGCUUUUCAUCACCCUGCCCCAUUCUCCCCCUUUCCAUCACCCCGCCCCAUUCCCCCUCUUUCCAUCAGCCCGCCCCAUUCUCCCGCUUUUCUUCACCCCGCCCCAUUCUUCCGCUUUUCAUCACCCCGCCCCAUUCUCCCGCUUUCCAUCACCCCGCCCCAUUCUCCCGCUUUCCAUCACCCCGCCCCAUUCUCCCGCUUUCCAUCACCCCGCCCCGCUUUCCAUCACUCCGCCCCAUUCUCCCACUUUCCAUCACCCCGCCCUAUUCUCAAGCUUUCCAUCACCCCGCCCCAUUCUCCCUCUUUCCAUCACCCCGCCCCAUUCUCCCGCUUUCCAUCACCCCGCCCCAUUCUCCCGCUUUCCAUCACCCCGCCCGAUUCUCCCGCUUUCCAUCACCCCGCCCCAUUCUCCCGCUUUCCAUCACCCCGCCCCAUUCUCCCGCUUUCCAUCACCCCGCCCCUUUCUCCCUCUUUCCAUCACCCCGCCCCAUUCUCCCGCUUUCCAUCACCCCGCCCCAUUCUCCCGCUUUCCAUCAUCCCACCCCAUUCUCCCGUUUUCCAUCACCCGGCCCCAUUCUCCCGCUUUCCAUCACCCCACCCCAUUCUCCCUCUUUUCAUCACCCCGCCCCAUUCUCCCACUUUCCAUCACCCCACCCCAUCCUUCCUCUUUCCAUCGCCCCGCCCUAUUCUUCCGCUUUUCAUCACCCCGUCCCAUUCUCCCUCUUUCCAUCACCCUGCCCCAUUCCCCCUCUUUCCAUCAGCCUGCCCCAUUCUCCCACUCUCUAUCACCCCGCCCCAUUCUCCCGCUUUCCAUCACCCCGCUUUCCAUCACCCCGCCCCAUUCUCCCGCUUUCCAUCACCCCGCCCCAUUCUCCCUCUUUCCAUCACCCCGCCCCAUUCUCCCUCUUUCCAUAACCCCGCCAUAUUCUCCCUCUUUCCAUCACCCCGCAACAUUCUCCCUCUUUCCAUCAACCCACCCCAUUCUCCCGCUUUCCAUCACCCCACCCCAUUCUCCCGCUUUCCAUCAACCCGCCUCAUUCUCCCGCUUUCCAUCACCCCACCCCAUUCUCCCGCUUUCCAUCACCCCGCCCCAUUCUCCCGCUUUCCAUCACCCCCCCUAUUCUCCCUCUUUCCAUCACCCUGCCCCAUUCUCCCGCUUUCCAUCACCCAGCCCCAUUCUCCUUUCCAUCACCCCACCCAAUUCUCCCGCUUUCCAUCACCCCACCCCAUUCUCCCUCUUUCCAUCACCCCGCCCCAUUCUCCCGCUUUCCACCACCCCGCUCCAUUCUCCCGCUUUCCAUCACCCCGCCCAAUUCUCCCUCUUUCCAUCACCCCUCCCCAUUCUCCCUCUUUCUAUCACCCCGCCACAUUCUCCCGCUUUCCAUCACCCCGCCUCAUUAUCCCUCUUUCCAUCACCCCGCCCCAUUCUCCCGCAUUCCAUCACCCCGCCCCAUUCUCCCGCUUUCCAUCAUCCCGCCCCAUUCUCCCUCUUUCCAUCACCCCGCCCUAUUCUCCUUCUUUCCAUCACCCCGCCCCAUUCUCUCGCUUUCCAUCACCCCGCCCCAUUCUCCCGCUUUCCAUCACCCCCCCCCAUUCUCCCGCUUUCCAUCACCGCGCUCCAUUCUCCCGCUUUCCAUCACCCCGCCCAAUUCUCCCUCUUUCCAUCACCCCUCCCCAUUCUCCCUCUUUCCAUCACCCCGCCCCAUUCUCCCGCUUUCCAUCACCCCGCCCCAUUCUCCCGCUUUCCAUCACCCCGCCCCAUUCUCCCGCUUUCCAUCACCCCGCCCCAUUCUCCUGCUUUCCAUCACCCCGCCCCAUUCUUCCGCUUUCCAUCACCCCGCCCCAUUCACCCCGCCCCAUUCUCCCUCUUUCCAUCAACCCGCCCCAUUCUCCUGCUUUUCUUCACCCCGCCCCAUUCUCCCUCUUUCCAUCACCCCGCCCCAUUCUCCCGCUUUCCAUCACCCCCCCUAUUCUCCCUCUUUCCAUCACCCUGCCCCAUUCUCCCGCUUUCCAUCACCCAGCCCCAUUCUCCUUUCCAUCACCCCACCCAAUUCUCCCGCUUUCCAUCACCCCACCCCAUUCUCCCUCUUUCCAUCACCCCGCCCCAUUCUCCCGCCUUCCACCACCCCGCUCCAUUCUCCCGCUUUCCAUCACCCCGCCCAAUUCUCCCUCUUUCCAUCACCCCUCCCCAUUCUCCCUCUUUCUAUCACCCCGCCACAUUCUCCCGCUUUCCAUCACCCCGCCUCAUUAUCCCUCUUUCCAUCACCCCGCCCCAUUCUCCCGCAUUCCAUCACCCCGCCCCAUUCUCCCGCUUUCCAUCAUCCCGCCCCAUUCUCCCUCUUUCCAUCACCCCGCCCUAUUCUCCCUCUUUCCAUCACCCCGCCCCAUUCUCUCGCUUUCCAUCACCCCGCCCCAUUCUCCCGCUUUCCAUCACCCCCCCCCCAUUCUCCUGCUUUCCAUCACCGCGCUCCAUUCUCCCGCUUUCCAUCACCCCGCCCAAUUCUCCCUCUUUCCAUCACCCCUCCCCAUUCUCCCUCUUUCCAUCACCCCGCCCCAUGCUCCCGCUUUCCAUCACCCCGCCCCAUUCUCCCGCUUUCCAUCACCCCGCCCCAUUCUCCCGCUUUCCAUCACCCCGCCCCAUUCUCCUGCUUUCCAUCACCCCGCCCCAUUCUUCCGCUUUCCAUCACCCCGCCCCAUUCACCCCGCCCCAUUCUCCCUCUUUCCAUCAACCCGCCCCAUUCUCCUGCUUUUCUUCACCCCGCCCCAUUCUCCCUCUUUCCAUCACCCCGCCCCAUUCUUCCGCUUUUCAUCACCCUUCCCCAUUGUCCCUCUUUCCAUCACCCCGCCCCAUUCCCCCUCUUUCCAUCAGCCCGCCCCAUUCUCCCGCUUUUCUUCACCCCGCCCCAUUCUCCCUCUUUCCAUCACCCCGCCCCAUUCUUCCGCUUUUUAUCACCCUACCCCAUUGUCCCGCUUUCCAUCACCCCGCCCCAUUCUCCCGCUUUCCAUCACCCCGCCCCAUUCUCCCGCUUUCUAUCACUCCGCCCCAUUCUCCCGCUUUCCAUCACCACGCCCCAUUCUCAAGCUUUCCAUCACCCCGCCCCAUUCUCCCGCUUUCCAUCACCCCGCCCCAUUCUCCCGCUUUCCAUCAACCCGCCCCAUUCUCCCGCUUUCCAUCACCCCGCCCCAUUCUCCCGCUUUCCAUCACCCCGCCCCAUUCUCCCGCUUUCCAUCUCCCCGCCCCUUUUUCCCUCUUUCCAUCACCCCGCCCCAUUCUCCCGUUUUCCAUCACCCCGCCCCAUUCUCCCCCUUUCCAUCACCCCACCCCAUUCUUCCGCUUUUCAUCACCCCGCCCCAUUCUCCCUCCUUCCAUCACCCCGCCUCAUUCUCCCUCCUUCCAUCACCCCGCCCCAUUCUCCCGCUUUCCAUCACCCCGCCCCAUUCUCCCGCUUUCCAUCACCCAGCCCCAUUCUCCCGCUUUCCAUCACCCCGCCCCAUUUUCCCGCUUUCCAUCACCCCGCCCCAUUCUCCCGCUUUCCAUCACCCUGCCCCAAUCUCCCGCUUUCCAUCACCCCACCCCAUUCUCCCUCCUUCCACCACCCCGCCCAAUUCUCCCACUUUCCAUCACCCCGCCCCAUUCUCCCGCUUUCCAUCACCCAGCCCCAUUCUCCCGCUUUCCAUCACCCCGCCCCAUUCUCCCGCUUUCCAUCACCCCGCCCCAUUCUCCCUCCUUCCAUCACCCCGCCACAUUCUCCCGCUUUCCAUCACCCCGCCCCAUUCUCCCUCCUUCCAUCACCCCGCCCCAUUCUCCCUCCUUCCAUCACCCCGCCCCAUUCUCACGCUUUCCAUCACCCCGCCCUAUUCUCCAGCUUCCCAUCAGGCUCCUAGACAAGGCAAGCUCCUAGACCAGGCAAGGUCCUGGACUAGGCAAGCUCCUAGACCAGGCAAGCUCGUGGACCAGGCAAGCUCCUAG
This is a messenger RNA of Closterium sp. NIES-65, 8781 nucleotides long. The record is from the annotation of a GenBank genome assembly. NCBI's taxonomy places the organism in Eukaryota, Viridiplantae, Streptophyta, Zygnematophyceae, Desmidiales, Closteriaceae.